Molecule: messenger RNA, 1377 nt
Organism: Sungouiella intermedia
Lineage: Eukaryota; Fungi; Ascomycota; Pichiomycetes; Serinales; Metschnikowiaceae
Source: the annotation of a GenBank genome assembly
AUGAUUCCAACCUCUUUCGAUGUCAAACUACUAUUGGCAUCUGUGUUGCUUAGAAGAGCCAGUUUUGGACUCACAAACCAGGUGCUUACGCUCUUCCUCGAGUCGGCAGGCAUCUCAAAGCUGAGAAUUGGUAUUUUCAUGACCUUGACGUUGAUCGGUGAUACAUUCAUUUCAUACUUUUUGACGUGGUUCUCCGACAAUAUCGGACGCAGAACUGUAAUGGUGAUUGGGUGCCUACUAAUGGGAGCUUCGGGUAUAGUGUUUUCCAUGUUUCUGAACUUUUGGGUGUUAUUGGCGGCAGCCAUAUUGGGUGUGAUAUCCACUUCAGGCGAUGAGACGGGACCUUUCAAGACAGUGGAGGAGGCCAGUUUGUCUCAUCUCACACCUCCAAAGAAUAGGGCUCCGACGUUUGCCAUCUACGGCUUUCUUGGAACUUUGGGUUCGGCUUUGGGCGCAUCCACAUGUGGAUUUUUGGUCGACUACUGGAAUCUUUCCCGUGGCUGGACAUUACAUGAUUGUUAUAGAGGAAUUUUCAUAGGGUACUCGAUUUUGGCUGGCUUGAAGUUGGCAAUUGCACUUCUACUCAGUAAGAAUUGUGAGCUCCUGGAACUCAUUAAGCACGAUGAGCCCACAGAGAUUUUGGCCCCCGAAAUUGCGGACAGAGUCACCAAAACAUUGUCUCAGACCCCAACUAUCGAUGAAGAGACAAAUCUUCUUGGGGGCGAGGUUCUGCAAGACGUGGAGGCUGCUGACGCGCCAGUUGCAGUGAAAUCCUCGGUGUUCGAUGCCCAGACCAAGUUAUAUUUGCCAAGGUUACUUGUUGUGUUCAUGUUGGAUUCGUUUGGCUAUGGAUUCAUGCCUCCAGCAUGGAUUGUAUACUACUUCAAGACUGUGUUUGGAGUUACAGCUUCGGCAUUGGGGACACUCUUUUUCUUCACUAAUUUGAUUGACUCGGGCUCGUCGCUUGCCUCUGCGAUACUCUACUACAAAUUGGGCCCAGUUAGGGCCAUUCUUGCCGCUCAACUUCCUUCGGCCAUUUUCUUUUUGAGCAUUGCAUUCUGUCCUUCGUAUUUCAGUGCAGCUAUUUUGUACUUCUUGUUCUGUGCCACUGGUUCCAUGGAUGUGGUUCCUCGUCAGGUACUUUUGACGUCGAUUAUUCCAAAACAGGACUUGAUCAGAGUCAUGGGCACAGUUAACAUUGCAAAGACCUUUGCUCGGUGCAUCGGACCAGUAUUCACGGGUAAGUUGGCUGAGCAUGGCUACUUGUACGUGGGAUAUCUUGUGAAUGGAGCAUGUUUGAUUCUUGCAGACUCCAUUCUAGGGUUCAGUUUUUUGCAUUUAGAUAGCCAUGUAUUGGCCCUUCACUCUGGUAACUGA